AUGGUGCUCAACAUCUUCAACAACCCCCAUUUCUCCCCCUUUUCCGUACUUCCAGUCGAAGUAGCUCAACUCAUCACAGGGUAUCUCGACGACAAACGCGAUUUGUGCUCUCUACGGUUGACCUGCAGAGACUUCUACUUCAUCACGGUUGACCAAUUUGGACGCACAUAUCUUGAGACAGUCAAGACCGACCUUUCCAGAGAAAGCCUCUUCCGACUUGCUCACCUCGCGCAACAUCAUGGAUUAAGAGGCCAUGUGAAGCGUCUAUCCUUUACCAGUCCUAAUGGCAUCUUUGGGAGCAACCUCCAGUGGUUGCGCUACCCAGAAGGUCAUUUAGUACUUGGUCAAGAUGCAUUUCAGCUCUUGGUGGAUAUUAUGAGGUGUCUCUAUAAUUGCACCUCGUUCCAGGUCAAGCUGGAUACGAUGGACGAACAGGAUGUCUGUAGGGAUGGAUUUCUGACGCACAGUGAUAUUGUCAACAUUUUUUUCAAUGUCAUUGCGUAUACAGGACAUCCAGUGAAAUCCUUUGCUUUGGAUUUCCAUGACGCAAACGUCUGCAAUUCCAUCAACCCAAGACAGUUAGACCUGCCAGUCCUCCAUGAGCAGAGGAAUUUCGUCUCUGCACUGGCUCAAAUGGAGGAACUGACACUCAAUUGCACUAUGAACUCCAGAGCCAUUGUUGAACUGGGCCUAACCCUUAUCCAUCACGCUCCAGCUCUUCAAAAGCUGCGGAUAUAUUUCGACUUGUUCUUUGGGAAGGAUUUCAUGAGACACCUUGCUUCGAUGAAUAUCUCCAACCAACUGCACGAACUCAGCCUCGAACGAUCUAUUAUAUCCGGGGAUAAUCUGUUGGCUGUUCUUUGCCGAGUUCCUCAGCUUCGCGUCCUUUCACUCAAACAGCUCCGACUAAGCGAGGACAGUGGUAUUGGAUGGCACACAAUCCUCCAGGCUCUGCUUACUCGGUUACAAUACCUAAAUGGCAUUGAAAUAGGGAGUCUCUUACAAGGGUGUGUGCCAGAAACAUAUCUUCCCAAAGAGGCUUUUUCCCCCAAUGUGUUUGGGCAUCCCAGCGUUGGUGCUGGCUUUUCGGGAAAAGCUCACCUGGGUACUCUUAAUCCCGACAGUGGAGCACCCAUGGAGAUGCAUUAUUCUGGGCCUUGUAUGGGUAGGGCUCUGCAGGCUAUGAUUGAUACGAUGACCAUAUUCUGA
Messenger RNA from Aspergillus glaucus CBS 516.65, 1209 nucleotides. RefSeq names its product F-box protein. The record is from RefSeq and is a predicted model, not a curated record. The transcript has a single exon. Lineage: Eukaryota; Fungi; Ascomycota; Eurotiomycetes; Eurotiales; Aspergillaceae. Bases 1 to 1209 code for a protein of 402 amino acids. Gene Ontology annotation, molecular function: protein binding.